GAUAGAAGUGUUACUACAGAGCUGCUGCUGCUGCUGCAGGAGGAGGAGAGGCGAGGAGGAGCUGGUGAUGAAGAUGCUGCUGCUGCUCCGCUCCUCUGCGUCCAGCAGCACCCGGGACUGACCGUGACCUCUUCAACGCCGCGGUCGUUGUUGAAGGAGGAAGGUUUUUAUUGUUGCAUCUUCCUGCUGCUCCUCAUUUCUCUGCAACUGGAAGCCACUGGGUUCCCCUCCUCCUCUUCCUCCUCUUCCUCACUUAUCCCCACUUUCUUUCUUCCAGAGGGAAUUCUCCAUUUUCACCAGGAAUUAUAAAAGAAAUGUCUCUCUGGGAAUGAUGGUGUUGCCACUGGAACCACCGUCUUUGUCGCCAUGACGAUGCCAUUCAGCCCCCUGUCCAGCGACGAGGAGCAACAAAGGAUGCUGGGAAACAGCAGACAUCUCUAUCCUGGGGCAGAAGACGAGGAGGAGGAGGAGGAAGAGGAAGAAGAAGAGAUGGAAGAGGACGAACGCGACGAGGACGGGGAGGAAGAGGAGAAUGGCGAGCUGGAAGGAGAGGAAGACGAUGAUGACGAGGAGAUGGUGGAGGAGGUCAGGCGAGGAGGCAUCCCUCGGAUCGGGAGAGGCGAGGGACACAGACAGUCGGGCAAACCGGCGGGACGACCCGGCGGGGAUCGACAGAUGAGGCCAGGAAACCCGGGACACGCCGCCAACCCGUACUCGGCCAAUCCCGGACCCACGCACCAAGCAGCAGCCAAUCAGCAGCAGAGGAGGCUGAAGGAGCGCACUGCCAACUCAGUGCCAUCUGAAGACACCCACAUCGCCAUGAUGGUGUUUCGCAUCGGCAUCCCAGACAUAAAGCAAACGAAAUGUCUGCGGUUCAACCCCGACGCCACUGUGUGGAAGGCCAAGCAGCAGGUGCUUUGCUCUCUGACCGAAUCGCUGCGAGACGUGCUGAACUACGGCCUCUUCCAGCCUGCCACAGACGGACACGACGCCAAGUUCCUGGAGGAGGAGAGGCCGCUCAGAGAGUACCCACAAUCCUUUGAGAAAGGGGUGCCAUAUUUGGAGUUCCGCUAUAAAACCAGGGUUUACAAACAGACCAAUCUGGAUGAGAAGCAACUGGCCAAGCUGCACACCAAGGCGAGUCUGAAGAAAUUCAUGGAUUACAUCCAAACCAGCGCUGUGGACAAGAUGGCCAAGUUCAUAGACAAGGGCCUGGAUCCAAACUACCAGGAUCCUGACACUGGUGAGACUCCUCUGUCGCUGGCAGUGCAGUGCGAGCCAGGUGGAGGAGAGGCCAUCCGGGUCCUGGUGGACGGAGGCGCUCACAUCGACUUCCGUGCCAAAGACGGACUCACGCCGCUUCACAAGGCUGUUCGAGGCCACCGCCAUACAGCCCUGCUGGUCCUGCUCUCUCUGGGUGCAUCUCCAGACUACAAGGACCGGCGGGGGCUGACCCCGCUCUACCACACUGUGCUAACAGGGGGCGACACCUCCUGCUGUGAAACGCUGCUGUACCACCGCGCCAAGCUGGGCAUCAGGGACGAAAACGGCUGGGACGAGACGCAUCAGGCCUGCCAAAACGGGAACUCGCAGCAUCUGGAGCACCUGCUCUUCUACGGGGCGGAUUCCUCCUCCCAGAACGCUUCUGGAAACACUGCCUUGCACAUCUGUGCUUUAUACAACAAGGAAAGCUGUGCACGAAUCCUGCUGUACCGUGGAGCCAGUAAAGACAUGAAGAACAACAGCGGCCAGACUCCGUUCCAGGUGGCUGUUGUGUCCGGGCAUUUUGAAUUGGGGGAGAUUAUAAAAAACCACCGGGAUACAGACGUGGUUCCCUUUGUGGAGUCUCCAAAGUACGCCCCCCAGAGGAGAGAGAGCACCCGGACGCUGGCUGUGCCCCACCCCCACCCGUUUCUGCGGGCCAACAGCGACAGCAGCAUGAAUCUGCCGGACUGGAUGGCUGUUCCCAACGCGCCGAGCACCAACAUCGUUUCUGUGCAGGGGUAUAAACACACAGGAACCCUGCGGAGCUCCAGCAGCCCCAGAGGAGCGAGGACGCGGUCCCCGUCCCGCGGACGGAUCGGAGACAAGGAGGACCGGAGCCGGCAGAGCCAGAGACGGGGGCCUCCCCCAACCUCCACCACCACCAUACAAACCGCAGGCCAGCGCAGACGCCUCUACAGCGCCGUCCCAGGACGAGUCUUUGUAGCAACGCGGUCCCACUCCGCUCAGGGCGAGCGCGAGAUAAGCUUCAGUAAAGGAGACAGGGUCAAAGUGUUGAGUGUCGGCGAGGGCGGCUACUGGGAGGGGACAGUCAGAGGUCGCACGGGAUGGUUCCCCUCCGACUGUGUGGAGGAAGUGGUGCUUCGAAGUCAGGACAACCGAUCAGAGAGUCGUGGAGAACGAGCCAAAAGGUUGUUCCGCCAUUACACUGUGGGAUCAUAUGACAGCUUUGAUGCUCCAAGCGACUACAUAAUCAAGGAGAAGACGGUGCUUCUGCAGAAAAAAGACAGCGAGGGAUUCGGCUUUGUGCUGCGAGGGGCCAAAGCUCAAACUCCCAUUGAAGAGUUUACUCCCACUCCGGCCUUCCCGGCCCUGCAGUAUUUGGAAUCGGUGGACGAGGGCGGCGUGGCGUGGAGAGCCGGUCUCAGGAUGGGGGACUUCCUCAUCGAGGUCAACGGUCAGAACGUCGUGAAGGUCGGCCACCGGCAGGUCGUCAACAUGAUCCGGCAGGGUGGCAACAGCCUCAUGGUGAAGGUUGUCAUGGUAACCCGCAACCCCGACAUGGAGGAAGGCGCGCGGAAGAAAAUCCCUCAGCAGAGCAAGAGGCUGAGCACUCCAGCCAUCGCCCUGCGCUCCAAAUCAAUGACUUCAGAGCUGGAGGAGAUGGUGGAGAGAGCUGCUACCCCUUGGAAAAAAAAAUCAGAGUUCGAAUCCUCACAAGUUUCAGAGAAGAAGAGGACAGUCUAUCAGAUGGCUUUGAAUAAACUCGAUGAAAUUCUUGCAGCGGCUCAGCAGACAAUCAGCACCAACGAGGCGUCCGGGACAAGGGGACACGGGCCGAAGAGGGACCGGGGAAGAAGUUUCUAUGGCAACGAGCCGAGCUACGCGGACCAGCCUGGGAUGGGGAUGAUGUCGGGUCUGGGACUGGGCUACGAGCGAGGCCAGUACGGCCCGGGUCACGGCCCUCCGCACGGUAUUAUGCGGCAGAAAUCCAUCGGUGUGCCUGAGGAGGAGAAGCAGUUCCUGCAUCCUCCUGCGAUGAAGUUUGCCCGGAGUCUGUCGGUGCCUGGUCCGGACGAUAUCCCUCCUCCUCCCACAACGGCUCCACCGGAGCCCCCGUUCUCCUCCGCUCCACCACUUGGUUGGAGAACAAAGUUGUCCCAGCAGCCCUCUGUCUCCGUGUCCCAGUCAACAUCCAGCUCUGCGCACUACCAGCCCUUCUCCCAGCCGGGGCACCUGAGCCAGGGCGGCAGGGAGAGGGCAGGUGGGCCCACUGCUGGCCCAGCAGCAGACCACACGACACCGUACGUUCACGCAUCUGCCCAUACAGCUCAGAGCAGGACUGCGUCGCGAAAGGUUGCCUAUACUGGGGAGCCUGUUGGAGCUGGGAUUGGGGCUGGCGCAGGCGCUAAACCAGCAGGCCUGAGGAGAGGCUACAGCACAGCCGUACCCCCGUCCAGCAUUGCUACUGUAAUGCCCCAGCAACAACAGACUACCCAGAGUCAACCCCAGCGGGCAGACCGGAGCACAGCUGGAGCAGGUGGCCCUAAAGGAGGGGCCAGGAGAGGCAAGGGCCCUCUGGUGAAGCAAUCCAAGAUAGAGGAGCUGCGUCUAGGCCAGGGAAGCUUAGGGAGCAAAGACUCGGUGGAGAAAAGCUCCAUUCCUAUCCCCACCAUCAUUGUCAAGGCUCCCUCAACCAGCAGCAGUGGACGGAGCAGCCAGGGCAGCAGCGUGGAGGCUGAUGUCCCCGCGUCAGGGGAGACGGGUGACACAAAAACGCCUCACGGCCCUCCUCCGUCCACUCCUGCUCCACAGCCACCUGCUCCACCCUCCAUUCCUGCACCACCACCUCCAUCUUUGCCUUCUAUUCGAGCCCAGGAUAAUCUGGACUUUACUAGCCAGUUCGGGGCCGCCAUUGUUGGCGCGGCUCGCCGAGACAGGGAGAGAUUCCUCGAAGCCCGACGAAAGAGUGCCUCCUUGUUCAUGUCUGCUGAGGAGGAUCUGAGUCUUGGGAUGAGCGAAGCGCUAGGAGGAGUAUCAAGAACUCAGGUGUCUCAGCAGCAGUUAAACACUCAGCCUGAAAGCUCGUCAACACGAUUGCGCCCUUCCAAGUCAAUUGAUGAGGGCAUGUUUUCUGCAGACACCUUUAUCCAACACACCCGGAGUAUGCCUCCAGCCUUCGGCCUACCGGAGUACUCCUCUACGGCCCUGGACUAUCAGCCCAAAUCUGUGCCUGCUGAUCUGUACACAGCAGCAGGUCGACAGCCAGCGCCCUCCGCCAACACCACUUUUAUUCAUCCUCUUACUGGGAAGGCGCUUGACCCCACAUCACCUCUGGGCCUCGCCCUGGCUGCCAGGGAGCGUGCUCUGAGGGAUGACAGCAGGAUAAGGAGGGGAACGGAGCACCUCUUCACCCGCCAGAUGUCGAGCGUCGUGUUCCCUUCGUCUGCUGUCACCUCUCAGCCGGUUUCGUCCCACACGACACAGUCUUCAAGCUCUUACCUGGUGACCUCCUCUUCUCUGGCAGCUACCACACCCACAGUCGGUCGCCCACCCUCGCCCAGAAUCCUCCGAGGAGUAGGGAGUACUUGGGGGGAAGAAGGUGGGGAGCGGGAGCGUGAUGGGGGAGGCACUCGCGAGGGUCUUAGAGUGCGGUUCUCGGAGGACAAAACUGUCCACACACACCACUAUCAGUCUCAGCCAUAUCAGCCGUCUUACAAAGAGCGGGAGAGGUCGCGGGAACGGGAGAGAGACCACUCGAGGGAGAGGGACAUGAGGAGGGCAGAGCAGGCAGCUGAGAGUGUGGCCCCUCAACCUCGAAGACCCUCUUUUCUCAGGAUGGAAAGUCAAGCCGAUGCCUAUAUGCUGUCUCUCACCCCUCCCUCUCCUCCACCAAACAUUAUCCAGCAGGCUUCUGGAAGCACAGGGAGUGGUAUGAUGGUCCUUCCUCCUCCUGCCCCUUCAGUUGACGCGGACGAUGAAUUUGUUUAUGCAGACCCCCUUCCUCCUCCGUUAGAGUUUGCAAACAGCUUCGACAGAGCGGGAUUGGGAUACUCGCAACACGCAAUGCUUUCCAACAGCCUGAUCCAUCGACAACAGCAAGUCCCUCCCCCACCGCCUCCUCCACCGCCUCCACCGCCCCCACCACCUCCUCCCCCUCCUCAGAAAGAGCAUUAUAUAAGUAGCUUUCCUGCCCAUACACCUCUGCCCUCUCCCCAGGCAGGUGACUCCACUGCAUCCAGCCUCACGUCGUAUGACAGCGAAGUGGCAAAUCUGACUCAGUCUGCUCCUUCCCCUUCACAGACAUCACCAAAUCCUCCACCCCCUUCCUCACCCUCAACCCUUCAGCCAGCCAUGGGUCUUCCUCCUCCCCCUGCAGUCUCACCCCCACCUCCCCCUGGAGCCGGUUUCUACCACAGACCCUUUUCAAUGUCUCACCACCUUUACAACAGCACUCAUGCAUCCGGGCGAUCCUCACCAACACUUUCCCAACAUGCAGUCGCACCACCUCCAGCUUACCGAGGUCCCCCAGCUCCAUCCUCCACUGCUGCCACGUCCGUCCCACAUAGGGGCACCGCCUCCCACGCAACGACCGCUAGCUGUGCUGCUACAACCACCACUGCUGCCACAACAAGCGCCUCCACUCAGCUCCAUCAAGAGCGAACACACCCUGCUCAUUCGACAUACUCCACUACCAUCACAGGACGGACAGGCGAGCACCAUCGUCCUCAUCCCACUGCCAAAAAAGGAGAGUCCCAGGAAACGGUUGUGGACUCUGGGAUUGAGGAACUGGAUAGCCGAAGUAGCAGCGACCAUCACCUGGACAGUAUUUUGGGCCUAAGUGGGGCUGGUGUCCGAGGAGACAGACUGGAUCGGGGAGAGAGACUCGGAGCUGGAGGUCCAAGGCGAAUGGGAGGAGGUGCGGGAGAAACAGAACGAGGAGGAGCGGACUUUCUAGAGUCAUACAUGAGCUACCUGGAUGGGCAAACCUUUGAGAUGCAGAAUGCGACGGUGGCAGCAUCCACCUACCCAAAAACCAGCAGGUUUAGAGAAGGUAGCCGCGCUGGUGACUCGCAUCGACAGACCAGCACCGCCCCUGCAGCCUACCACUCCCACAGGCAAAGAGAUGGGCAGGUAGAGGAUGACAUAGAGGAAGGACUUGGAGAUGAUGAGAGUGGUCAAGACGGGUACGGGAUGAGAGAUAUGCAGAAUUUGGGCCGUCCCACGUCACCGUACUUUGAUAGGCCACGCACUCCUGAGAUGAGACCCCUAUGGGGCGACAGCCAGAUGAGCGGCGAUAUGGGAAGCCAGUCGGGGUCACUUUUAGAGGGGAAGAAGAUUUACCCCCCUGCAUCCAGUAUGAAGCCAAGCAUUAUCACUGAGCUGAGCAGCAAAUUGCAGCAAAGAAGUAAAGACAGCUGGAGCAGCCACAGACCACUGAGCAGACACAGAUUUUCUGAAGACUCCGCCUCCGCUCUGAGCCCGCCCUCAGUCCGCUCCCAGUCUCUGUCUCCAAUCUCUUUAUCGCAGCCGUCCUUAUCGCCGUCCCCAACCCCGGCUUCCCAAUACCCAAACUGGGGACGUUCCCCAUCUCCUCAGCCUCCAGCCACAUCUCAACCUCCGCGCUCACAUUCUCCCUUGUCCCCGACGUCGUACUCCCCUUACCCUACGUCUCCCAAGCACAGACCCGUGUACCGGACCAAAGCUCUGGAAUUCCAGUUCAUCCCCAGUCGAGAGUCUCGCAAAGCAGAAUCACACAUACUCCAGCGCCGACGAGCUCCGAGUCCGCUCAUCUCCCAAUCAGAGAGGCCCAAAGUGGCCCCGCCCCGCCCGUCGUCACUUCCCCUUCUCCCCACUUCACCCCUGUACAGUGCCAUCUAUGACCUCCGCGGUUCAAUCACCCCACCGUCACCUGGGAAUCCUCUUGGAGACCCUUACUUCUCACCCUCUCCUCCCCUUUUUGCCCCCUCUGGAGCUCCUCCACCUCCAAACUCCACCUUAGUAGUGUCACGAUCCCUUUCUCCAACUCAUUUUCUGUCCGGGACGUCAUCUCCACCCCUGCACCCCCACCCGCCGCCUACCUGCCUGAGUUACCCCCACUUACCGCCGCCUUCCCCCACAAAGCCUUUCGCUUCCAAGCCGCUGCCCUACUGGACCAAGUAUGAUGUUGCAGACUGGCUGGCGUACCUCAACCUUGGCGAGCAUAGAGAACGGUUUCUUGAUAACGAGAUAGAUGGCACCCAUUUACCCUCUUUGACCAAGGAAGACUAUCUGGAUCUGGGGGUGACAAGAGUAGGACACAGAAUGAACAUAGAGCGAGCCCUAAGGAGUGUAAUGGACAGGUUGUCCAGCAGCCCGUUUCCCAUUUCUGUCCUCUCUCCUCGGGAAGGGCAGCCUGAGAGGAGGAGGGACGACGGGAGUCGGAGCUGAGGCCGCAAAGGAGGAGCAGGGAGUGGUUGAAGUCCAUGUCGGAGGAUUCACACAGAUUUCACACGGAAAGAAAGGAGAGGAUGAAGAGCUGAUGACCUGUAAACACGCCGGCUGGUGCUCCUUGAUUUACAUCCAUCCAAACACAACCACAGCAACACAAUCUAACUAAACCUCAUCUCAGUGAACAUAAGAGGGUCUUUAUGGCAGCAAAUUUCAGAUUUAUUAACUAGAACAAUCGCAAAGCAGAGGGCGCAUUCGGUUGUUUUUGUUCAGGUUGAAAGGUGAGAGGAUUCAGAUUUUAGCUUCCUAUGUGACGUUUGAGGAACAUGUCUGCGUGUCAGAAAGUAGGAAGGUGUUUUUUAAAGAGCGAGGCUUUAUUUCACCGUAGAGUCAUGGUAAAAAUUAAAUUUUUAUUUUAAAUGUCAGGGUAUAAAAUAAGUGAUCUGGUCUUUACCAAGUUAAAAUCUGCAGUUUUCUAGUCGGUUAUUAACAAAACGUCCACUGCUCUAUUAGCACAAAACUUCCAAACAGAUGUAGGUACUUUCUACGUUUUAAAAUAUCGCUGAAUGUUUUAACUUGAAACAAUCUGCAAAAUCAAAGCAAAAAUAAAUCUUGUUUAUGAAUUUAAAAAUCAUCUGUCUUUAUGCAUUUAAUGGCUUUAUUGUUAAUAGGGGUGGAAAUCUUUUACUUUCUCAUCAAUCGAUUCAAAAUGAUUAUUUGUAAGGAUUUCAUUUUUAAUCUGUAAAGACUGGAUAUACUCCAGGCUACUUUGCAAAGCAGAAUGACAGAU
This is a messenger RNA of Xiphophorus hellerii (green swordtail), 8443 nucleotides long. It is a transcript of the gene shank1, whose product is annotated as SH3 and multiple ankyrin repeat domains 1. The record is from RefSeq and is a predicted model, not a curated record. Gene Ontology annotation, molecular function: synaptic receptor adaptor activity; ionotropic glutamate receptor binding. Gene Ontology annotation, cellular component: postsynaptic membrane; dendritic spine; postsynaptic density. Lineage: Eukaryota; Metazoa; Chordata; Actinopteri; Cyprinodontiformes; Poeciliidae. The transcript is spliced from 27 exons. Bases 367 to 7653 code for a protein of 2428 amino acids.